GAGGCCCAUAUGUCGCUGCUCUCUCGGGUCCGUCGGACCACUGGCUGCCUGCCACGUGGACGCGCAGACGGCUGUGUUGGCGUGGUCCCUGUGGGAGCGGGGGAAGCUCGGGGUGGCGGAAGGGGAUGCGGAAGAGGGUGCUGCUGCUGUGACGGACGCUGCUGUAGCGAAUGAUGCUGUAACGGAUGAUGCUGUAACGAGCGGGUUACUGUACGAUGGAAUGGUGGAGAUGGACGUGCCGCCGUUUGAGAGCGAGGAUGACUGGGACG
This is a messenger RNA of Closterium sp. Naga37s-1, 269 nucleotides long. The record is from the annotation of a GenBank genome assembly. NCBI's taxonomy places the organism in Eukaryota, Viridiplantae, Streptophyta, Zygnematophyceae, Desmidiales, Closteriaceae.